Molecule: messenger RNA, 1204 nt
Organism: Oryza sativa Japonica Group (Japanese rice)
Lineage: Eukaryota; Viridiplantae; Streptophyta; Magnoliopsida; Poales; Poaceae
Product: F-box/LRR-repeat protein 14
Biological process (GO): SCF-dependent proteasomal ubiquitin-dependent protein catabolic process
Cellular component (GO): SCF ubiquitin ligase complex
Molecular function (GO): protein binding
Source: RefSeq, a predicted model, not a curated record
CCUUAUUUUCGUCCUUAUCGUUUGGUCCUGGAUACAUCAUGCCGCCGUGGUGUUCAUCGCUAGACGCCAUGCGAGGCGAGGGUUUUAGCACUCGAUCUCCUCCUCCGUGGCAGUAGAGGGCGGUGCUUCUCCGCCCAAAAUCUUCGGUCUCCGCCGCCGUUUCUUGGGUGCUCUCCGCCUUCCGUUUGCGUUGAAGGAUCAAGAACGACGCCUCUUUCUUUUUCUUGGAUUUUCCUUCUCUGAAACCCCCAAUCUUGAGGUCCUUGAUUUCUCUAAGGCCAGUCCGUAGUGCCAGCUGAACAUUGAUAUUGCUUAAGUAAGGCAACCGUAUUGCCCAAUGGACAACCUGUCAGAGCCACUGCUCGCAGAGAUCAUCAAGAGGAUUGCCAAGACAAGUGAUCGUAACUCUCUUUCCCUUGUGUCGAAGCAGCUCUACACUAUCGACGCGGAGCAAAGGGAUGCUAUCCAUGUUGGCUGUGGUCUUCACCCGGCAACUGAAGCUUUGGCAUCACUAUGCUCCCGGUUCCCUAAUUUGUGGAAAGUAGUGAUUGAUUACUCUGGUUGGAUAUCUAUCCACGGGAAGCAGUUGGACAACCAAGGGCUCCUUGUGCUUUCGUCUCACUGCUCUUCACUGACCGAUCUCACAUUAAACUUCUGCUCCUAUAUCGAUGAUUCUGGUAUUGGCUAUCUGGCUUAUUGCAAGAAACUAAGGUCUUUCAGGCUGAACUUUGCACCAGCAAUAAGUUCAAGAGGGCUUCUCUCGGUGGCAGUUGGUUGCAAGAGUCUUUGUACUUUCCACCUUGUUGAUUGCAUGAAAGUAGGAAGUGUGGAGUGGCUGGAGUACCUUGGCAGGGCCGGAUCAUUGGAAGAACUUGUGGUAAAGGAUUGUAAGUGUAGGAAUAAGUCUUGGCUGGUUGGUCUUGGUCUUGUGGUGCCUUUUUCCUGCUUUUCAGCUUUCUAGGACAGCAUCUCUACUUUCAGUUUGGAUGCUCUAGGACAGUUAGGACAGCAGUUUGUUGAGAUGCUCUAGGACAGUUUGUUGGGAUGCUCUGCUCUAGGACAGUUUGUUGGGAUGCUGACAGCACCCUCUUAGACUAGCAUGGCUGCAUGGCUGCUACAAGCAGCUAUAAAUAUGUAUCCAAUCCUCUUUGGGAGGACAUGGCUUUUGUGUUUAGUGAAUGAAGAAAACCAGAAAAUUGCCCCA